Molecule: messenger RNA, 2884 nt
Organism: Camellia sinensis
Lineage: Eukaryota; Viridiplantae; Streptophyta; Magnoliopsida; Ericales; Theaceae
Gene: MAA3
Product: P-loop containing nucleoside triphosphate hydrolases superfamily protein
Molecular function (GO): helicase activity
Source: RefSeq, a predicted model, not a curated record
GAGAUUGCGGAAAAUAACAGCAGCCUCUAAAACCCAACUGCAAGGUUAAACCCUGCUCUCUUGCUUCCCUCUCUCUCUCUCUCUCUCUCUCUCUCUGGGGAAGGAGGUGAGAUGGCCGUGGACAAGAACAAGCUCGAAGAAGAAGCAAGUGUUCUUCGCUUCUACAAAAUAGUUCUCAGUUGGGAUUAUCUACGCCUCAUCCAAGAUUCCGGACCGAAAAAUAGAAAGAACAUUGAGGACGGAAGUGGUUUGGGACUGAGGGAAGUGAAGAAUACAUACAAAGAUGUUGAUGACUAUCUGGCAACAUUUGAGCCCCUUUUGUUUGAAGAAGUGAAAGCACAGAUCCUUCAAAAAAAAGACGACGAAGAAAAAGCAGAAUGGCAGCUUGUACUGACAAACAAAUGUAAUGAGACAGAUGGGUUUCACUUGCCAACUAUUAUACUUGUAGAUGUGGGGUCAGUAUCACAGAAUGAUCUGUUACUGCUUUCAGAAAAGCAGUUUGGAGAGGGUAAAGAACUCCCAACUAAGUAUGCAUUUGCGCUUGUUGAGCAUCGUAAUGAUAAUAAACUUCAAGUUACACUUAGAAUGCAAUUAAGUGGAGAAGUCAAACGGACAAAUGCAGAUGAAGUCGAACAGUGUCCAAGGCUGUUGAAUAUGCUUUCUCUUGUUUCUGAAGUAAACAAACCAUUACGCAUGCUGAAGAUUUGCAGUUUAUCAACUAUUGCUCGAGAAUAUGUUGCUCUACGGUCAAUUAAAUCCCUUCCAUUCAAGGAUUUGAUAUUAGCAGCUGCUGAAAGCAAUUAUAUUUCUGAAGACCAGGCUUGGGAAAUUCCCAGACCUCUCAUGGAGUCUAUUGAAAGUAAUCACAAUAAAUCUCAACUGGACGCCAUUCGUGUAGGUCUUUCCCGUAAAAGAUUUGUUCUGAUACAGGGGCCCCCUGGAACAGGUAAAACACAAACAAUUCUUGGGCUCCUUAGUGCCAUCUUACAUGCAACUCCAGCAAGAAUAAACACAAAGGGCAAAUCACGUGGAAUAAAGCGUGGACCAGAAUUGCCGAUUCAGGAAAAAUAUAAUCACUGGGAGAAAGCAUCUCCAUGGUUAAGUAGUACUAAUCCGAGAGAUGUGAAGAUGCCCGAAAAUGGUGAUGACGGGUUUUUCCCAACCACCGGCAAUGAACUGAAACCAGAAGUGGUUAAUUCCAGUCGCAAAUAUCGUGUCCGUGUUCUGGUAUGUGCUCCAUCAAACUCGGCACUUGAUGAGAUUGUGUGGCGCCUUCUAAACACUGGUAUUCGUGAUGAAAAUGACCGUCCAUACAACCCUAAAAUUGUGCGUAUUGGUCUUAAGUCACAUCAUUCUGUCCACACAGUCUCCAUGGAUUACCUUGUGGAACAAAAACUUGCUGGCAUGGAUUUUCAGACCACUGAUAAGCACAAACAUGGAGGAGCAGGAAGGGAGAGAGACAGUAUCCGUGCUUCAGUUCUGGAUGAAGCAGCAAUUGUGUUCUCCACUCUUAGCUUCAGCGGUUCAACUCUUUUCAGUAAAUUAAAUCGCAGUUUUGAUGUUGUUAUAAUCGAUGAAGCUGCUCAAGCAGUGGAACCUGCUACCCUCGUUCCAUUGGCCAAUGGAUGCAAACAAGUAUUUCUGGUUGGUGAUCCAGUUCAAUUGCCAGCAACUGUAAUUUCUCCUAUAGCUGAGCAAUUUGGGUAUGGCAUGAGCUUGUUCAAGAGAUUCCAGAGGGCUGGCUAUAAAGUAGUGAUGCUGAAAACCCAGUACCGCAUGCAUCCGGAGAUAAGAAGCUUUCCUUCAAGAGAAUUUUACAAUGGGGUUCUUGAGGAUGGGUCUGAUGUUAAAUCCGAGACAAAACGUAAAUGGCACGACUUCCGCUGCUUUGGACCCUUUUGCUUCUUUGACAUACACGACCAAGAGUCCCAACCCUCAGGUGGUUCUUGGGUAAAUGAAGAUGAGGUUGAUUUUGUUCUCGUCUUGUAUCGUAACAUGGUGACUAGAUAUCCAGAGCUUAAGUCAAAUUCUCGGCUUGCAAUUAUAUCUCCUUACAGACACCAGGUCAAGCUCUUCCGUGAGCGCUUUCAGGAUACUUUUGGAGUCGAGUCAAACAAAUUAGUGGAUAUUAACACCGUUGAUGGUUUCCAGGGACGUGAGAAGGAUGUCGCAAUCUUUUCAUGUGUUAGAUCAAGCAAAGAUAGGAGCAUUGGGUUUGUGUCUGAUUUUCGGAGAAUGAAUGUCGGUAUAACCAGAGCAAGGUCUUCUGUCCUGGUGGUGGGUUCAGCAUCAACUCUGAAGAGGGGGGAUAAGCAUUGGAAAAGCCUAGUUGAGAGUGCCGAGCAGAGAAAUUCUCUCUUGAAGGUUUCCAAGCCGUACAAAGAAUUUUUCAACGAUCAUAAUAUGAAGGCCAUGGAAGUGAGCCCGCCCAAGGAAGAGGUGACAGAAGCUCCGGUUGAUGACAUGGCAGUUAAUGGGCCUGUCUAUGGUGACACUGCUGCUGAUGUGGAACAAGAAGGCCCGGCUGAUGAUCUCUAUGGCGAUGGUGAUGGAGAGGGGUAUGAUGGAGGCUUAGACGAAGACUAAAAUCUGGUGGGCUCUUAAUUGGCAGUCUAUCAAAGGUGGUGCUGGUUAUGAUCGAUGAUCACAAGAUUUUGAAUUUUUGUGUAGGUGCUUUUUUAUUAAAUUUAUCAAUGACAAUUGAAGCAUAUUUAUUAAUCCGAAUGUAAAAUGUGUUUUUAGUUAAUAGCUCAUGAAUGGGCAGAAAUAACAUUCUCUUUAUUUAAAGUCAAUUGUAAGAAUAUUUUUAAAAUUCAAUCAUGCUAGUUAACAGAAUUAAAUUAUAAAAUAAAUUACAAAAUAGAGAGAUAUGGGAUUAGUUCCA